Molecule: messenger RNA, 900 nt
Organism: Cryptomeria japonica (Japanese cedar)
Lineage: Eukaryota; Viridiplantae; Streptophyta; Pinopsida; Cupressales; Cupressaceae
Product: pentatricopeptide repeat-containing protein At5g39710-like
Exons: 2
Coding region: 1-900 (299 amino acids)
Molecular function (GO): protein binding
Source: RefSeq, a predicted model, not a curated record
AUGAAAAAGAAGGGUUUAACUCCUGAUAAAGUGACAUACAACACAUUGAUCGAUGGAUACUGCAAAGAAGGUGAUAUGCAUGAAGCACUUACACUGCAUACUGAAAUGGUAUGGAAAGGACUUUCUCCAGAUGUUGUGACUCACACCGUUCUCAUUGAUAGACUAUGUAAAAAUGGCAGUGUGCAAAGAGAAAGCAAAUUUAUGAAUAAAAUGAAAGAAAGAUGGUUGAAUCCAGAUGCUUUUACAUAUACUGCUUUAAUUGACGGAUAUUGCAAGCAAGGAGAUAUGCAAAAGGCUCUUGAGAUUCAAAAGGAAAUGAUGGAUAAAGGAUUUGUUCCUUCUAUUGUGAUUUUUAAUUCUGUUAUCAAUGGAUUCUGUUUGGAAUGCAAUAUAAGGGUAGCACAGAAUGUUUUCAAUGACAUUUUAGAGAAGGGCUUGGUUCCUGACAUGGUAACUUAUAGUACGCUAAUUGAUGGGUAUUGCAAGGGAGGCAAUAUGCAAGAGGCAUUAAGUUUACUAGAUGAGCUUGUUGGAAAAGGCCUUGUUCUAGAUGUAAUUACCUACUCUUCUCUCAUUCAGGGUUUCUAUAAGGAAGGAAAACUAGAAGAUGCCUGCAUGUUAUUUGAAAAAAUGUUACUGAUGGGCUUGAAUCCUGAUCGGUUUACUUACACUACAUUGAUCAAUGGACACUGUAGAGAAGGAAACAUACAGAAGGCAUUUCAGUUACAUAAUGAAAUGAUACAGAAAGGCCUGUCACCAGAUGUAGUCAGUUACAGUGCACUCAUUCAUGGACUUCGUCAGCAAUCUAGGACAAAGGAAGCAAAUCGACUCUUGUUCAGAAUGAUGUAUGAUGAUCUGAUUCCUGAUGAAAUCACUUAUGAUACUUUGGAUUAUGCAUGA